GGGUAACGGUGCAUCCCCAGGUAUUAAAAGGGCAAGGAAGUCACCCCUCGAGAUAUCCCAAGGGAGUCGAAAACUACCUCCGAAACCUGCUCAUUCCAAUUCAGAACAAGCAAGACUAGUACCCCUAUACUCAAGAUGCCUAAAGUCCUUCUUACUGGAGGUAGUGGCUUCAUUGCUGCUCACAUCAUCGACAAUCUUUUGGAGCGUGGAUUUGAUACAGUCGUUACGGUGCGGUCCGAUGAAAAAGGCCAGAAAAUCCUUAAUGCGCAUCCAAACACGCCAAAGGAGAAGCUCUCCUACAUAAUUGUUCAGGAUGUUGCAGCAGAUGGCGCGUUUGACGAGGCUGUUAAAUCCGAUCCGCCCUUCGACUAUGUUCUACACACCGCAUCGCCAUUUCACUUUAACAUCUCAGACCCUGUGAAGGAUUUUCUGGAGCCAGCCGUGAAGGGUACUACUGGCAUAUUGAAAGCAAUCAAAGCCCAUGCUCCAACUGUCAAGCGUGUGGUGGUCACCUCAUCCUUCGCUGCAAUCGUCAAUCCUAAAGCACAUGCGAAGGUUUACAGUGAGGAGAACUGGAACCCUGUAACGUGGGAGGAGGCGAUGGAUCCUGCUCAAACAUACAGAGCAAGCAAGACAUUUGCUGAAAAGGCCGCUUGGGAAUUCGUUGAGAAAGAAAAGCCAAACUUCGACAUUGCAACCAUCAACCCACCUCUGGUCUUCGGCCCUGUUGUUCCCUACCUGAAUUCUUUGGACGCCAUCAACACUUCUAAUCAAAGACUUGCAAACCUGGUCCAAGGGAAAUUCAAAGAUGGGCUUCCUCCUACGGGUACGUUCUUGUGGGUAGAUGUCCAUGAUGUCGCAUUAGCCCACGUUAGGGCUAUUGAGGUUUCUGAGGCCGGUGGCCAAAGGUUUUUCACUACUUCUGGCUACUUUACCAACAAAGAGCUUGUGGAAGUGGUACGAGAGUCGUUUCCCGAGGUCGCAGACAAGCUACCCUCAACGGAUGCGCCUAGCGACCUGCCUGAUGAUGUGUAUGGCUACGACAACAAGAAGUCGAUUGAGAUUCUAGGUAUUCAGUAUCGGCAACUGAGGGAAACGGUUGUUGACACUGUUAAGUCAAUUCUCAGCGUUUCUGCGUGAUCAUAUAUGAUGUUGUGCCACGUAUUAUCGAUCUGAAAGAGCUAGUAAGUGUUAACUACAUAUUCAAGACCUUAUGACCUGAGUACUCCACUUCAAAAAUACCAUGAAAAGACACGGAAAGGUUCCGAAACGCUCAGCAUUGAAGAAUCAUGACCGAAGCCUACUUUAGAUGCAGCAACGUUGAUUGUGAGAGUAUCAUAACUUUCAGUUUGAAGAAAAUGUUAUACUAUACCGUUCAGAUAGCUCAUUCAGCU
Aspergillus japonicus CBS 114.51 is the source of this 1394-nucleotide messenger RNA. Its product is annotated as SDR family oxidoreductase. Gene Ontology annotation, molecular function: oxidoreductase activity, acting on the CH-OH group of donors, NAD or NADP as acceptor. The coding region runs from base 136 to 1140 and encodes 334 amino acids. The record is from RefSeq and is a predicted model, not a curated record. The transcript is spliced from 5 exons. Lineage: Eukaryota; Fungi; Ascomycota; Eurotiomycetes; Eurotiales; Aspergillaceae.